Molecule: messenger RNA, 795 nt
Organism: Bipolaris zeicola 26-R-13
Lineage: Eukaryota; Fungi; Ascomycota; Dothideomycetes; Pleosporales; Pleosporaceae
Exons: 2
Coding region: 1-795 (264 amino acids)
Source: RefSeq, a predicted model, not a curated record
AUGAAGGCCUCACAGUUUAUCGCCUACCUAUUGGCAUCGCAAGCAGUCAGCGCUGCUUCUCUACCUGAAUUUAGCAAUGCGCUCAAUAUCCUCGAAGACCGCCGCGUCGUUCCUGCAUCGGAAGUCGUCUCCCCAGACCACACGCUAGAGCGUCGCAAGGGCGGCGGUGGACGUGGCGGAGGCAGCAGUGGAGGCAGCAGCAGCGGUGGCAGCAGUAGCGGUGGCAGUGGUAGUAGUAGUAGCGGUGGAGGCCGAGGACGAUACUACGGCGGCGGCGCUGCCGUACCUUACUCCGCCGGAAAAAAGACUCCAAAGGGUCUUUCACCCGGUCUCUUGCUUGCGCCCGCAGCAAUCCUCCUCAUCAUGCCCGGUCUCUGGCUCUACAGCGUUUACCCAUACCACUACAGCAACCCCUACCGCUUCUACAACCAGUCCGCUACCGAUGAUGAUGACAACGACAGAAAGAGGUCGCUCUGGACCCGCCAGACACAGGGUCGCAAUGAGACGCUACCUGUUAUGUGUCUUUGCCAGGAGUUCAGCGUUUGCGGCUGUGACGAAAACGACGACCAGCAGUACCUUGAUGAUCUGGUUGGCAACGGAAGCUACGCUGCGCUCAACAAGUCGCUCAUCACUGUUUCUGAUGUCAAUGGCACUAAGACACUCGUCCUCAAUGGUACUCUUCCCAAUGGCACCACGGCGCCUGGCGGUGAGGGUGCGGCUGCUAGCUUGACAGUUGGCAACCUUGCUGGCUACUACGCUGUUGCUCUGCUCGUUAUUGCUGGCGUCAUGCUGUAA